Myripristis murdjan (pinecone soldierfish) is the source of this 2655-nucleotide messenger RNA. RefSeq names its product BCL3 transcription coactivator (gene bcl3). Gene Ontology annotation, molecular function: NF-kappaB binding. The record is from RefSeq and is a predicted model, not a curated record. Lineage: Eukaryota; Metazoa; Chordata; Actinopteri; Holocentriformes; Holocentridae. Gene Ontology annotation, biological process: cellular response to tumor necrosis factor. The transcript has 9 exons. Bases 326 to 2005 code for a protein of 559 amino acids. Gene Ontology annotation, cellular component: cytosol.
GCUGUGAGGCGAGUGACAGCACAACGCUGCAGUCUGAUUACGUUCAAUAAAAGCAGAUGAGCAGUGGCACAGUUCACUUUACCUGCAGUUGUUACCAUAGGUGCACCACCCAUAAUCUACAGCGAGCAGUCUGAGCUGAGGAACUUCUGUUGGCUGCUCUUCGAAAAAGAAUAAAAAAAAAACAUUUUGCAUCUGGAGUCAGUGAAUUUGAACGCUCACCUAAAAUAAAUGAACAACUCAAAGGGAAACAGACAAUGCUGACUGGGUCGCUGCUGCCCAUCUGAUCUCACAUGGAGAUGGGAAUUGCGCGUACUGGUAAUUCUGGAUGGAUUGUUCCCACUCAAUCAUCUCUCCGCACCGAGAAUUUGCCUUCACACACCUGAAACUGUCUCAAGAGCCUCACCGCCGGUUGAUGCCGAUGAUCAUGACGAUGAACGGCGACCACCAGUCGGCUGCCAUCGCGCCGCUGGAUCUGCGCACCACCAACCGAGAGCGUGGGAGCAGCCGGUCCAAGACUCCGGACUGCAAAGGUCGCGCGGGGGACACUCGUGUGACAGGGGGCUCGACCGGAGCUCUUGGGCGCACAGGGACGGAGGAUUUGGGAAGAAAGACUCCUCCUCUGCUGCCGAGUGUACCUGGCUCUGCGCACUCCGCACCCCUGAACAACAAUCAUUGCCCCGUUGCUGGAGGCGCUCUGGGGUUCCAGAGCCGCACAGACAAACAGACACAAGAGAAAUCUUCAUCCAAGCUUCCGUUUAGGAAACGCCCGUUUCGCGCAGAGCCGGACAUCCAGACAGGGGACACCAGGCGUAUUCUACCAGACACGGUAGACCGUUUUUCUUUGGCGGAAGACCAGGACUUGGCCAACUCGCCGAGUCCGGCCAAACGCUUAGCUGCGGAUGAGGACCGGAUUUGUGUGGCACCCAGGCGGUUUGAAGAAGUAGAGCAGAGUCGAGAUGGACAUCCCAUGCACUUUAUGCAUGCACUCAACCCUUACCGAUCUCACCAAUCACUGUAUUCAGUAUGCUGGUUGCCCAGUGUUCCAUGCCCAGUCUCCAUGCCCAAUGUCCAUGUGGCCCACCAAUCUGAGCACCUACGAGGCGAAAUUGCCCUGGCUACACACCAGGAUGAAGAUGGAGACACAGCUCUCCAUAUCGCAGUGGUGCAGGGGCAACUAGGCAUCGUCCACACACUGAUCUAUCUCCUUCGGCUGGCUAACAGAGACCUGGAUAUCUAUAACAACCUCCGACAGACACCGCUUCAUCUGGCAGUGAUAACUCGCCAGGCAGACAUGGUGGAGGCCUUGUUGAGAGCGGGGGCCGACUCUGCUGCCCUGGACCGCAACGGCCAGACUGCGCUCCAUCUCUGCUGUGAAUAUGACCAGCAGGACUGUUUGUCUGUAAUCCUCUUUCUCUCCCCUCCCUCCGCCUGUCUGGAGAUCAGAAACUAUGAGGGUUUGAGCCCUCUCCAUCUGGCAGUGCAGCGUGGCCAUAAGGAUUUGGCCAGAACACUGCUGGAGGCUGGAGCUGACAUCAAUGCUAUGGACAUCAAAAGUGGCCAGAGUCCUCUCAUGCAUGCGGUGGAGAGCAAUAACGCCGACAUGGUCCACUUCCUGAUUGAGAGUGGCUGUGAUGUCAACAGCCAGUCAUACAGUGGGAACACAGCCUUGCACAGUGCCUGUGGCAGAGGACAGGUGGAGACUGUGAGGCUGCUGCUGAAGAGCGGAGCGGACAGCAGCCUCAAGAACUACCACAACGACACGCCCCUGAUGGUGGCCAAGAACAAGAAAAUAACAGAUGUAUUACGAGGGAGGGGCUCCAAGCAGAUUAGAGGUCAAGACCAACACAGUGUCUCAGUCUCACCCAACAGGAGCAACUUAACAUCAGGGUCCCCAUCUCCUAACCACAGUCUUGGAUGUUCACCUUCAACCACUCCACACACCCCUCACCAUCCUGCCUCCCAGUCUCCAAAGCCUCCACCUCAACUUGCAUUUACAUUUUAUUAGCUCAGUCUGUUACCCGGUGUGACUUGCAACUACCUCUUCACAGCCAGCCAACAGACUUCAAGGCCCAUCCAGGAGAAAAAGGUUCAGUCUGUGAGAUGAUUCCCCCCCAUCCUGGCUCCAUAGCUGAUGCCCUUCCUGUGGCUGUGAUGCUUGGCCGUCUCUGCGCCCCACAUUCACAGAGAGCCCAAAUCUCGCUCCCUCACGCAGCUGCUGGUCCGACUGCUGGCUGCCAGUAAGUCAUGGCGUGCCUGCAGCUGCAGCGAUCAGAUGGAUUUGUCACACGUGAAACAAAGCAGCAAGAGAACUGCACCACAGCAUGCAAUCAGGACAGAACAAAUCUGUGAGGACAGUUUUGAGACUGACAUGCAGUCUGUCACCAGGAUCCAUUCAUGCAACUAUUCAUUAUCAGUGGAUGUUACACAUGGACUUCAACAUGCACUCAACAGGGGCAAGUCUUACUCUGCACAGUCUGCCUGCAGGACAAAGACUUCUUGGAGAACUUGGACUACUUAUUGCACAUUCAAAACCUUUCUUUCUGUCAAAGAGACCCAUAAUAUAUUUGGACAGGAGAGACUGUAUGAGAGAUGUAUGUAGGUCUAGGUGUGCUUGAGUGAGCGAGUUUUAUGCAUAUUUUCCUGUUUGUUUGUUUU